Hansenula anomala is the source of this 1928-nucleotide messenger RNA. It is a transcript of the gene MEP3, whose product is annotated as ammonium permease MEP3. Gene Ontology annotation, biological process: ammonium transmembrane transport. Gene Ontology annotation, cellular component: plasma membrane. The transcript has a single exon. The record is from RefSeq and is a predicted model, not a curated record. Gene Ontology annotation, molecular function: ammonium channel activity. The coding region runs from base 153 to 1610 and encodes 485 amino acids. Lineage: Eukaryota; Fungi; Ascomycota; Saccharomycetes; Phaffomycetales; Wickerhamomycetaceae.
AAAAAACAUCAUAACAAAAAUUAAAAAAAAAAUUAAAUUUAAAAAAAAACUGACUCGAAUUCAUGAAAUUUCUUGACUUGAAAAUAAAAUAUCAUCAACUUCAUAUCCUCUAGCUACUGUCAUCAUCUUAUACCCUCAUCAUAGUCAUUACCAUGGGUGCUGUUUGGUCUGAAACUUAUGACAAUGCAACCGUCGCUUUCAUCAUAAUAUGUACUGCACUAGUGUUCAUCAUGGUGCCAGGUUUGGGGUUUUUAUAUUCAGGUUUAGCUAGAAGAAAAUCUGCCCUAUCUUUAAUAUGGGCUGUCCUUAUGGCAUGUUCCGUGGGGAUGGUUCAAUGGUAUUUCUGGGGUUAUUCUCUAGCUUUAUCAACAACUGCAAAUAAUGGUUUCAUUGGUAAUAUGGAUUCUUUUGGAUUUAGAAAUGUUUAUGGGAAAUCAAGUGAUGAUAAAACUUAUCCAGAAUUUGUAUUUGCUGUUUAUCAAAAUAUGUUUUUAUGUGUCACUUUAGCUAUUAUUGCAGGUGCUACUGCUGAAAGAGGUAGAUUAUUACCUCAUAUGGUGUUUCUUUGGUUUUGGGCAACUUUAGUUUAUUGUCCAAUUGUUUGUUGGAUUUGGAGUGGUGAAGGUUGGGCUGCUAAAUGGGGGGUUUUAGAUUAUGCUGGUGGUGGUCCCGUAGAGAUUGGUUCUGGUGUUUCAGGUUUUGUUUAUUCUUGGUUUUUAGGAAGACGUAAAGAAAAAUUAUUGAUAAAUUUUAGACCUCAUAAUGUCUCUUUAAUCACUUUGGGGACUGCCCUUUUAUGGUUUGGUUGGUUAGGUUUUAAUGGUGGUUCUUGUUUAAUCCCUUCAAUGAAGGCAAUGUAUGCUAUAAUGGGUACUAAUUUAACUGCUGCUGUUGCUGCAAUGACUUGGUGUCUUUUAGAUUAUAGAUUGGAGAAAAAAUGGUCAACUGUUGGUAUGUGUUCAGGUUUUAUUUCAGGUUUAGUUGCUGCAACUCCAUCAAGUUCCAUUAUUACUUUAUAUGGUUCUGUUAUCUUGGGAAUUGUUACUGGUGUUGUUUGUAAUUUUUCCACUGGUUUAAAAUAUUUAGUUGGAGUUGAUGAUUCACUUGAUAUUUUAGCUGAACACGGUAUGGCCGGUAUUGUUGGAUUGUUUUUCAAUGCAUUAUUUGGUGCAGAUUGGGUUAUUGGAAUGGAUGGUGUUACUGAUCAUCCUGGUGGAUUUAUUUCUCAUAAUUAUAAACAAAUUUAUAAACAGAUUGCAUACAUUGCCGCAUGUACAGGUUAUUGUUUUGUUGUUACUGCUAUAAUUUGCUUUUUUAUUGAUAAAAUACCUGGAUUACAAUUAAGAGCUUCUGAAGCUGCUGAAGCUGCUGGUAUGGAUGAAGAUCAAAUUGGUGAAUUUGCUUAUGAUUAUGUUGAAGUUAGAAGAGAUUUCUUAAGUUGGGGCAAUGGUGAACAUGAUCAUAAUAUUACAAGAGUUGAUGAUGAUCAUAUUUCAAAUCAUCAACAUAUUGAUGCUCAAAUGGAUCAAGAUACUGCUGAAAGUGAUAAUAAUAAUAAUAAUCAUUUAACAAGUGAAAAAUUAUCACAAAAUGAAAAAUUAUCAGUAUAAGUUUCUCAGUUUAUCAUUAAUUCAUUUUUUCACGAAGUUAUGUUCCUUAUUAUCACAUUGCAUUUAAAAAAUUAAAACCUUGUUUCAACUAAAAUUAGAUGACACUAGAGUUGAUUAGAUUUUUUUGAUUUCUCCUUCUUUUUUUAUUCAAUUAUUCAUUCUAAAUUAUGCCCCAUUUCCUUUUCAGUUCAUUUAUUUCUUUUUUUACAUAUAUAUUUAUUACGUCGUUUAUUAGAUUUUAAUUGAAUUCAAUGUAAUUUGUAGAAGUUGUGUACUAAAAAGUUUAACGUUAUGUCUUUGUAGAUCUAGUCCUGUACC